AUGGUCAAACAAAAAAUUAACAAAAAGAACGAUUUUAUAAUUCAUCGCGUCACAAUACGAUCCACUGGCAUAGUUAAUCCCAAUCAUGGUAAGCACUUAUGGAACUUAUGGAAGGGAAAAUAUGUAUGGGAUCAAUCCAUAAACGACGCCGACGAAGAACAAUGGAAAACCCUUAUAUCAAAAUGGCCCAAACAGGAGUUAGAACAGGCCAAUUCGUGUUGGAACCGAUUAUGGUGCCACGAAAAAUAUGCUACGGUGUGGUCAGACGCAAAAUGUGCCCUUUUUUGGGUUAGAACAAUCAAAAUUACUUCCGCGAUACUUACCAAGUUAUCAAAAUCCGACACGGCCACAAGAGGAAUUUCACCAACCAAGCUUCGUUAUAGUAAAUUAUGGUGGAAUGGUCGGUACUGGCUAGAUAAGGAUCCAUCACAAUAA
Molecule: messenger RNA, 435 nt
Organism: Dracunculus medinensis (Guinea worm)
Lineage: Eukaryota; Metazoa; Nematoda; Chromadorea; Rhabditida; Dracunculidae
Source: the annotation of a GenBank genome assembly